AGAAUUUCUCUCUCAAAAAAAUACUUUGGAAAUGCCACGCAGUAAAACAACUACACGUGGGGAAAAUAUGAUGCUUCAUUCAAUUAAUUGACAGAAUUACACCCCUUUAAUCUGCUUAAACAGUAGAAUAGUGAGCGUUUAUUGAGGUCCAAGUAGUUGCUUGGUAAGUCGGAGAAGGACAAUGGAAACUAUGUUUUACGAUGAACCAGCUAUCUUGCCAACAACCAAUCGUAAAUCAAUGGAUUCCACGGCGUUGAAGCUCAAUCUAUGUACAGAUAAAAUGCUCGAUAUCGGAGCUAAGAGAGACGAACUAGGAUUUAGUGAUUUGGCGGAUUUUCUAGUUUCGCCCGACAUUGGAAUUUCUUCCCCGGAUCUCGAGAAUUUGGUUUGGAAAGAAUGGAACUCUAGCAUUGCAAAACCAGCCACUGAAAUUUCCGAUAUUCACUACACCGUUAAACAAGAACCUUGUGUGACUCCUGAAACGGUGACCAAGGAACAAGAAGUUUUCGCGUUCGGGUUUACCGAGGCUUUGAAGAGACUACAAGAGACUGAACAACAAGAAAGCGAAGUUCAACCUGAUGAUUGUGUUGUUCCUGACUCCUCGGAAUCAAGCGAUUCUGCCAGCUCUGAUGAAAUAUCUACAAUUCACGACGAUUGCGAUGCAAAGAUAACAUUUAUUUCAUAUACUUUUGAUUCUAAGGAACCUCUACCGUCAUUUCAAGAAGCUUUCUCAAAGAUUAUCCUAAGAAAAUCAAAUGAUAUUUGUUUACAAAUUAAACUAGGAAAGCGAGAGGAAUUUCCUAAUCAAGAACAAACAACAAGCGAUGGUCAACAACACUGGAACCCAACCUCAAACGAAAAAAACGAGCUUUCUGGUUUCGAAUGGGAUAAYGUAGAAACUGUUGAUGAGGGAUUUUGUUCGAGAGAAGAAAUUCCAGUUAGUUUGCAAGAAGAUAAAUAUUUAGGAGACCCGAAUUUAUCAAUGAGUUGGGCAACAAGUGACUCUGUGGAAAUGACUAGUGAUUUAUUCAGCGAUAAAGCGAAUGAGCCUUUAUUAGACAAUCUUUCUAGCAAUACUUUUAGUAAUAAUUUUAUAAAUGAUAUUGAAAUACUGGACCAGCAAAAACACUGGAUGUCAGCAUAGAACUCAAUUUAUAUGGAACUGAAAUACUGCAGUACAGACUGUUAAUGAAUUAUUACAGAAACUAAAAAACAACAACAACUAGCUCGUUUAACAUUUAUAUCGUGAGCUCUAUCCGUUUUUGAAAUUAAAUCGUUUUUACCAGCCGGCGCCUGUUAGAAAUGCUACAAUCUUUUUCUUGUCGAAUUUAUCGACAAAAAAUAUAAUAUCUAAUAUAAUAUAAUAUAAUAUAAUAUAAUAUAAUAUAAUAUAAUAUAAUAUAAUAUAAUAUAAUAUCUAACAAAGCCAUAAUUAUAGUAAUGAACAAGACGCAAGAUAAAGUUAUAUUUUUACGGUUAAUUUUAACCUGCAAAUUUGAAUCAAAGUUAUUUAUUUGAACUUACAAUUAAAUUUAUAGCUCUUUAGUACUCAGCCAUUCUUCCGAAAGAUUUCUAAAAUAUUUUAUUAAAAUGUGAAUUAAUAAUGUCAGAAUAACUCCGAAAAAAUAUUGUGGCUUUAAUUGGAAAUAAUCCAGUACCUUUAAAAAAUUGAAACUGAUUUAUUUGAAAAUGAAAGAAAGUGGCCGGAGUAUGCAGGUCGCACUGGAAAAAAUCGUGCCCUUUAAAGGUUGUCAAUUUGAUGUUAAUAUGAUGUAAGCGUCCAAAAUUCUGUAAAUUUAAUGGAAAUCCUUUACAUCAAAUUUACAACCUUUAUUGCGCGCGAUUUUUUCCAAUGUCGAUCAAGAAGCAGGAAGUGGUUUUCUGAUUUAUCUGAAUUUAACUUAUAUGUAUCUAAUUAUUUCAAAAAGUCUAUUGCAAUCAACAUCGAGUGCACGGCUGUAAGGAUAUAAUUGACAUCCACCCAUCUACUUUAAAACAAGCAAGGAUGUCUAACCAAACAAAUCAUCAUGGAAGAUCUUCACUUAAUUUAACACUGACUGCCUCUAAUGAAUGUGAAUAAUGCUAUCAAUAGUCGUUACCCUUACAAUAAUUACAUGAUAUGUGACCACGUAGCACUAGGAAAUACAUACCAAUAGUGAACGUUAUAGUGCUUGGUCAUAGUCAUUUCCUUUGUAUCUCAGC
This is a messenger RNA of Exaiptasia diaphana, 2202 nucleotides long. RefSeq lists its product as uncharacterized. The record is from RefSeq and is a predicted model, not a curated record. The transcript has a single exon. The coding region runs from base 182 to 1144 and encodes 320 amino acids. Lineage: Eukaryota; Metazoa; Cnidaria; Anthozoa; Actiniaria; Aiptasiidae.